This is a messenger RNA of Schistocerca gregaria, 3635 nucleotides long. RefSeq names its product protein nanos (gene nanos). The record is from RefSeq and is a predicted model, not a curated record. Gene Ontology annotation, biological process: oogenesis; negative regulation of translation. The coding region runs from base 231 to 1016 and encodes 261 amino acids. The transcript has 3 exons. NCBI's taxonomy places the organism in Eukaryota, Metazoa, Arthropoda, Insecta, Orthoptera, Acrididae. Gene Ontology annotation, cellular component: perinuclear region of cytoplasm. Gene Ontology annotation, molecular function: zinc ion binding; mRNA binding.
AAAACACCGCGAAGCCUUCACUCUCACAGUACCAACGAGGGGAGUGUGUGGGGUGCUUUAUGCCCAUCUUUUGAAAAUACUUCCAUUCAGUCAGUUAUUUCAUGUUUUCAAAUUUUACGAAAAUAUUGUUUUUAAUUAAUUCUUCUCCCAGACGGCAUUAUAUGUUUUAAAUUUUUCAGUUAAAUUUAACCCAAAAAUUUAAGUUUCAAUAGUAGGUGUCACUUUUCCUGAUGAAAAUCAUGUUCAGUACAGUAUUUGCUGGAUCAGGGCCUUACUUACACACCAGUAUCUCUUUGAAAAGUGACGUGAUGGCAGAAUUCAGGAACAAUGGAAGAGAAGUUGAUAAUACUCCAGAAUGUAGUGAAACAUCAAGGUACACCCACAGAGAAGUUUCAAAAGAAGUGAAGAAAGACAAAGAUACAUGGUGUCAUCUUUUCAAAAAUAACGGCUCCAUAAAUUAUAGGAGCCAUCAACUGAAGGACAAUGAGGGCAAAAUUGUUUGCCCAGUGCUGCAAAUGUAUGUGCGCCCAAUUCGUGGGACAGCUGGAUCUGAUUCCCAUACUGAAAAUUAUUGCCCAUGGAAUGUGAAUCGUAUGGCUGUGCCACUGAUGAAUGUGCUGAAAUCUGGCAGAAAAGCAACUGGUGAUUUGAUGGCAGAAUUCAGGAACAAUGGAACAGAAGUUGAUAAUACUCCAGAAUGUAGCAAAACGUCAAGGUACACUCGCAGAGAAGUUUCAAAAGAAGUGAAGCAAGAUCAAGAUACAUGGUGUCGUCUUUGCAAAAAUAAUGGUUCCUUAAAUUAUAGGAGCCAUCAACUGAAGGACAAUGAGGGCAAAAUUGUUUGUCCAGUGCUGCAAAUGUAUGUGUGCCCAAUUUGUGGGGCAACUGGACCUGAUUCCCAUACUGAAAAUUAUUGCCCAUGGAAUGUGAAUCGUAUGGCUGUGCCACUGAUGAAUGUGCUGAAAUCUGGCAGAAAAGCAACUGGUAAAUUUGGUGGAAGGAGAAAAAUUCUUUGAGUUUUUAAAAACUGACUAUGUUGUGUUUGUUCAAUUGUGCUUGAUGUCAUGUUAAUUUUUAAUGUAUAUCAAAAAUGAAGCCUCCUACAUUUAAUUCAUUAAUGACAAUGCGGAUUUUUAACAUUGUGGACAGUAUGUAUCCUAAUUUUGACAUUUUGUGCAAGUUAUUUUACUGAGAGAAGUGCUGGUUUUCAUUGAAUUAUUAGUAUGCAGCAGAUGUGAAAAGAUGGAUUGUUUUUACUGUUAUGCAGCUGUCUGCUAAUACUUCUCAAAUUACACUGAUAGGCAUGAAAAACACAACACUUCAAUUACUUAAAAAAAGGUUUUAAUUUUUAUUUUAAAUUCCUGUCACUUUAUGACACUGUACUAUUGUAUGAUAAAAUAUUGUGGCAUAGCCCUAUCUUAACACUGAAAAAAGACAAUUAUAAACACAUUAAGCCAGUGAUGUGGAAGUUACAUGAAUGAGUUCACACUACAAGCAAAUUUUGAGGAACCUCAUGAUGGCAGUUCUCUUCUCAUUUGGUUUUCUACACUUCACAGACUAUUCUUCACAUCUUCAAAUACUUUCUGGUGAGUUCUGGACCUGUAGCAGGUCUUGGAUGGAAGCAUGGCUUCUUCCAGCCUUCUUCGGACACUUCUCUCACUAACAUUGAUGCCUUACUUUCGGUGUGUUAAUGGAGGUGGUUUGAUGGUUGUGGGGAACUUUGUUGUAAGAAUUGGUUCUCACUUUUCAGUGUUACUCUUCUCAGACCUGAUACUGAUGUAUUUGUGUGGCCUUUGUUACCCUAAUCCUUCUUGUGGUUUUGGAAGUCAUUGUGGGUGUAGUCUCAACACUUUUGCAACGUAAUGCAUGCUCUGUCCUCUUGCAACAAAUCAACAGCUUUUGCAGCAACCUCAGGGAUUAAGAGCUUGCUUGCUCCAGAAAACUGAUUAUGAUAAUCACAGAAAGAUCUUACAAAGAUGUACAAGUAAAAAUAUAACAUUAUAGUGAUACAAAAAUACACACAUCAUCAAAAAUUUUUGCGUCACCUCAGUUUCGAGAGUUCCGGUACCUGUACAGAAAAUUGGAAUAGAGAUCAACAUAAACAUCAUUCCCACCCUUUUUACUGCUCAUGGGAACCACACAUUGCAUCUUGUACCACCAUACAGCAAGACCUUGAGAUGGUGGUCCAGAUUGCUGUACACAGGAGUACCUCUAAUACUCAGUAGCAUGUCUUUUUGCAUUGAUGUAUGCCUAUAUUCAUCAUAACAUACUAUCGACAAGUUCAUCAAGGUACUGUUAGUCCAGAUUGUCCCACUCCUCAAGGACGAUUCGGCGAAGACCCCUCAGAGUGGUUGGUGGGUCACAUCAUCCAUAAACAGCCCUUUUCAAUCUAUCACAGGCAUGUUCAGUAGGGUUUAUGUGUAGAGAAGAUGCUGGCCACUCUAGUCCAGUGAUGUCAUUAUCCUGAAGGAAGUAAUUCACAAAAUGUGCAUGAUGGGGGCAUGAAUUGUUGUCCAUGAAAAUGAAUUCCUCCCCAGUAUGCUGCUGAUAUGGUUGCUAUGUUGGCCUCACAUAGUACCACUCCAAACCAGCAGGGAGCCUCCACCUUGCUGCACUCACUGGACAGUGUGUAAGGCAUUCAGUCUGACCGGGUUGCCUUCAAACACGUGUCCGACGAUUAUCUGGUUGAAGGCAUAUGUGACACUCACCGGUGAAGAGAACAUGAUGUCAAUCCUGAGCGGUCCAUUUAGCAUUUUGUUGGGCGCAUCUGUACCAUGCUGCAAUGUGUCAUGGUUGCAAAGAUGGAUCUCGCCCUGGAUGUCGGGAGUGAAGUUGUGCAUCGUGCAGCUAUUGUGCACAGUUUGAGUUGUAACAUGGCGUCCUGUGGUUGUGUGAAAAUCAUUAUUCAACAUGGUGGCACUGUUGUCAGGGUUCCUCUUGAGCCAAACUACAUAGGUAGUGGUCAUCCACUGCAGUAGUAGCCCUUGGGCAGCCUGAGUGAGGCAUGUCAUUGGAAGUUCCUGUCUCUCUUCCAUGUACGAAUAAUGGCGCUUUGGUUCACUCCGAGAUGCCUGGAAGCUUCCCUUGUUCAGAGCCCUUCCUGGCACAAAGUAAAAAUGCGGAUGCGAUUGAGCCACAUUAUUGACCGUGUAGGCAUGGCUGAACUACAGACAACACAAGCAGUGUACCUCCUUCCUGGUGGAAUGACUGGAACUGAUCAGACGUUGGAUCCCUCUGUCUAAUAGGUGCUGCUCAUAAAUGGUUGUUUACAUCUUUGGGCAGAUUUAGUGAUAUAUCUGAGCAGUCAAAGGGACAGUGUCUGUGAUACAAUAUCCACAUCUAUCUAUCUUCAGGAGUUCUGGGAACUGGGGUGAUGUAAAACGUUUUUGAUGUGUGUAAGUGCCAAAAGUUGAGGAAAAAAUUAUUGCCUCACAUCUAAUGAUGUGUUUUUCAGGUUUCAUGGUAAAAAUCAGAUAAGGCUUGUGCAAUAAACACUCAAUGAUUCAUUGUUUACUCGCAAAGCAAUGUCAAUGACAUACACCAUCUAAAAACAUAGGAUAAAGUGCUACACUUUGAUUAAUAGAUUAAUAGGUAAGUGCACAUCAAUUGUUCCAUGCUGUGUUUUCUGUGCUGUU